Molecule: messenger RNA, 2111 nt
Organism: Homarus americanus (American lobster)
Lineage: Eukaryota; Metazoa; Arthropoda; Malacostraca; Decapoda; Nephropidae
Product: ionotropic receptor 21a-like
Exons: 12
Coding region: 53-2062 (669 amino acids)
Cellular component (GO): membrane
Molecular function (GO): glutamate-gated receptor activity
Source: RefSeq, a predicted model, not a curated record
CUCCAUCGCGACGGGAGGAACUGCUUAUCAGCUUGAGCUUACUGCCAAGAGAAUGAUGGUGAAGACAGGAUAUCAGAUGGCUGUGUUGGUUAUAAUGGUGAUAAAUGCUGCCACCGUAGUUAGUCAAAAUCUGGAAGUGGAUGUGGGCUUGAUUGUGAAUCAGGUAGUGGAACACCAUCUCACCGGCUGUCACCUUGUGCUCAUCACCACUACACAACACUCACGCUUAUUCUCCAGAAUAAUCAGACACAUGAGUGUGGGUGUGGAGGCUGGCGUGGUAGUGGAGGCAGGAUCGGUGUUCUCUGAAAACCAGUUGACCCAGGACCACCUUCUUCGUGGGCUAUGGAGGGACACCAGAACCACCUGCCAUGGACUCAUCCUCGAUCUUACCACCACCACCAGCAACAAUACCAACUUUAUUUUCAGGUUGACAGAAGCGUCUAGUUUAUGGAAGUUUUCCGAGAUGCGGGUGGUUUUAGUGGGUGGAAAGGCAGGGAUGAAGGACGUCCUACUCCACCAUGGCCUUCGCAACACCGUACACGUCCUCUACCUGGCCAUCACCGACCUCACCCUCCACACCCCACCAUGGCAUACAAACUCACGUCUCAGGAAGGUCCUCCCACAGGAAGGAAUAGUAAGUGAGCGUGUGUGGGUGUACAGGCGGUGUCUGUACUGCAACAACGGGGAGAUGGACGUCCAACUUAUCCUGCAGAAGAAUCUCACCUCACUUAUUCAACAACCUGCCCACCUCUUUCCUGAACAGUUCCAUAAUCUGAUGGGUUACAAGUAUCGGGUAGUGGCGUUAAGAUAUUUCCCGUAUAUGGACUACGAGAGAGACAGAGACGAACCAGGCACCACUGUCACGCCGAAGGAUUCCUUGGACGUCAGGAUAUUAACUACUCUCGCCUCAGUCCUAAAUUUCACAUACCAGAUACACGAACGGAGUGAUUUUAAAUGGGGUGUACCGACAAACGGUAAAUUUAACGGGAUGAUUGGUGAGCUCCAGCGUGAAGAAUCUGACUUCUGUAUGAUCGCGGCGCCAACCCCUGAACGCCUGCAAGUUAUCGACUACACGAAGGGAUAUACUCCAGACGUAAUGAUCACACUCUCUUUGAAGCCUACCUUAUUGCCAGAGAACCUUUCUCUUAUAAGACCCUUUGAAGGAGAACUGUGGGUAGCACUGCUGUUGAGCGUGGUGGCGUUUGGUGUUCUUAUGUGGGUGCUACAGAAAGUGUGGUUAUGGGCGGCGGGAGGGCGGAGUGUCAAGUUCAACACCGCCUUCCUGUACGGUUGGGGAGCACUCCUGGAAAAGCCUCCUCCGGUUCCCUCCGUCACCGUCUCUGGUCAAGUGCUGGUGGGGUGGUGGCUGGUGUUUUGUCUGAUCAUCACUACAGGAUACCGCUCGUCUUUAAUUGCUCACUUGACAGUUCAGGGGAAAUCAGCGACACUUGAGGGUUUUAUGGACUUAGUGCAACGCGACAAUUGGAAGUGGGGCAGCGAGGCUUGGUUCAUGACAGGAGUACCUUUAGAGUAUUUCUCAAAACAUACCGACCCAGUGGUCCAGAAGAUAUAUAAAGAAAUGGAGCUGCCUCUCGUGAAAGAAGCAUUCGAGAAGGUGCUCGCGGGUGGUUACUCCUUCAUCAGCUUCAAGAACUACGUCAGUGUCAUCAUUGCCUCCAGCUACAGCGAUAGCUUCGGCAGCACACCUUUCUACAUCGGCAAAGAAGAAAUACCCAUCUUCGUGGUCUCUGGAUGGGGAUUCAGGAAAGGUGCACCAUUCCACCCUCGUUUUACUCAACUAAUAUACCGACUGGAAGACGCUGGUAUUAUAAACUACUGGAAUAAGGAAGUGAUGGCCCGACGCGUGAGGGAGAACAAGGCGGCUGCAGCUCUGGAUUCUCAAGCUUCCCUGACGAACAGUAUACAGACAGACAACAAGGAGGUUGUACUUGGGCUGAACCACCUGCAGGGCGCCUUCUACUUGCUGUUUCUGGGCUCCAGUGUAGCUCUCCUUUCUCUUCUGGGGGAAAACUUCGUACUCUUCCGCUACUCGAAUCAGUAAUACUCAUCCUGUCAUCAACCGUUGAUAGGUUUCUCCAGAAUCAAAAGUA